This is a messenger RNA of Limanda limanda (common dab), 2311 nucleotides long. RefSeq names its product threonine synthase-like 1. Gene Ontology annotation, biological process: amino acid metabolic process. Lineage: Eukaryota; Metazoa; Chordata; Actinopteri; Pleuronectiformes; Pleuronectidae. Gene Ontology annotation, molecular function: pyridoxal phosphate binding. The transcript has 2 exons. The coding region runs from base 52 to 2085 and encodes 677 amino acids. Gene Ontology annotation, cellular component: cytoplasm. The record is from RefSeq and is a predicted model, not a curated record.
UGUCUCUCCACCCGGGUCUGUCCUCCGGGCCGCAGCAGGAACGUCCUCCUCAUGGGACCCCCCGGGGCGGGGAAGACCUCCGUGGGGAGGACCGUGGCCCGCACGCUGGGGGUCCCGGUCAUCGACGUGGAUGACGACAUCUUGGAGACCACGUGGAAGAUGCCCGUGGCUGCCAAGCUGUUGGCCGUGGGGGGGCAGCGGUUCCUGGAGGAGGAGGGUCAGGUCCUGUGCAGCUUGUCCGCUUCCGGUUGUGUCGUGUCCCUCUCGGGAUCGAACCCCCUACACGAUGAGGCCAUGCAGCACGUCAGGAGGGGCGGGGUGGUGGUCUACCUGGACGUGGACCUGGAGGACAUCCUGCGGAGACUCACCCGGAUGAAGGUGGACCGGAUCGUGGGCCAGGAGGGGGGGGCGACCCUCAGGGACAUCCUGCUCUACCGGAAGCAGUUCUAUGAGAAGUGGCUGGACGUGCGGGUGCUGUGCGGGACCGGGGACACGGUGGAGGGCGUGGCCAGGAAGGUGCUGAAGGCCGUGGAGAGGUAUGAAGGUGCAGAGACCUACGUGUCCACCAGGGGGUGCAGCGGGGGGUCCACCAGCUUCAGUGAUGUGGUUGUAGAGGGUCUGGCCACAGAUGGGGGUCUCUACGUCCCCAGAGGUGGAGUCCCACAGCUGGAUGCUGGAGAGUGGCGCAGACUGGUGGACAUGUCCUACCCGGAGAGGGCGCUGGUUCUCCUGGAGAAGUGCGUCCACCCGCUGGACGUCAGCGCCCUGGACCUCCGGACCAUGGUGCUCCAGGCCUACGGGUCCAACUUCUCCAGCGAGGAGGUGGCGCCCGUCAAACAUCUCCACCGCAACCAGUACGUCCAGGAGCUCUUCCACGGGCCCACGGCGUCCUUCAAAGAUCUCGCCCUGCAGCUGAUGCCCCAGCUCUUCGCCUACUGCCUCCCGUCCACGUGCAACUACCUCAUCCUGGUGGCCACGUCCGGAGACACCGGGAGCGCCGUGCUCAGCGGCUUCGGGAGCCUCGCCGGGGCGGACCGCCAGAAGACCGGCGUGCUGGUGUUCUUCCCGGAGGAGGGAGUGAGUGAGAUCCAGAAGCUGCAGAUGAUGAGCUACAGGGAGGGCCACGCCCGGGCCGUCAGCGUCCGCUCCGACUUCGACUUCUGUCAGAGGAGCAUCAAGAGGAUGUUUGGAGAGAGCGGGCUGACGGGCCACCUCGCCGUGGAGUACGGGACGGUCCUCAGCACCGCCAACUCCAUCAACUGGGCCCGGCUGCUGCCACAGCUGGUGUACCACUCCUCAGCCUAUCUGGAUCUGUGCCGGGACGGUGUGGUCACGUUCGGGGAGCCCGUGGAUGUUUGCAUCCCGACCGGCAACUUUGGCAACGCCAUGUCGGCUCUGUACGCCAAGCGCAUGGGCGUCCCGAUAAGAAAAGUCAUCUGUGCGUCCAACCACAACCGCAUCGUCACGGACUUUAUCACCACGGGCCAGUACGACCUCCGGGGCCGGCCGCUGAUGCUCUCCCACUCCCCGGCUAUAGAUAUCCUGAAAUCGUCCAACCUGGAGAGGUUUAUCUACCACGUCUCAGGCGGAGACAGCCGGCUCGUCAGGGAUCUGUUCACACGCCUGGACGGGCAGCAGCACUUCCAGGUUCCUGAGCCUCUUCUUGGCAGGAUCCAGCAGGAGGUGCAGGCUGGCUGGUGCUCUGAAGACGACUGCCUGGACGCCAUCCGGAGGGUUCACACGCAGACGGGCUACGUCCUGGACCCACACACCGCCGUGGCUCAGGUGGUGGCCGAGCGGCUGCAGGACGGCUCCACCCCCCUGGUGCUCUCCUCCACCGCGCACUACGGGAAGUUUGCUCCCGCUGUGUUCAAAGCUUUAGGAAUCCCAGAUACUCCCGAGGAUCCCGUGGAGCAGCUGAAGAAGCUCGGGUCGACCGCCUCCAGACCUGGAGAGCACAGAGAGAUGAUGAAGUGCCUGAAGGGACGCAGCAGGGGGGGGCACACUGUGUGUCAGGCGGAGUACGGUGUGCUGGUGGAGGAGGUGGAGAACAUGAUACACGACUCCUUCCUCAAAGUUAUGUAGGUUUAUUUGACCUCCAGGGAAAUCACGUUUUCACCCCAUGUUGGUUUGUUUUUCAGCAGGAUUACGAUAAAUUUACCUGAAACGUCCGGAAAGAUCUCGUAAAAUAAGAAAUUAAAUGUGAGGCGAAUGUUGGGCCUCAGCUUAGCAAAGGUCAGACAUAAGAAUAAAAGGAAGCUAAUAAUAAAAUAACUAAAUAUAUACAUUUCAUGUAUAAAUGUAUAAUAAA